This is a messenger RNA of Callithrix jacchus (white-tufted-ear marmoset), 1845 nucleotides long. RefSeq names its product peroxisomal biogenesis factor 7 (gene PEX7). Gene Ontology annotation, molecular function: protein binding. Gene Ontology annotation, biological process: protein import into peroxisome matrix. The record is from RefSeq and is a predicted model, not a curated record. NCBI's taxonomy places the organism in Eukaryota, Metazoa, Chordata, Mammalia, Primates, Cebidae. Gene Ontology annotation, cellular component: peroxisomal matrix; cytosol.
CAACGCAGCACGCAAUUGCCUUUUGGAUGCGCUGCGUGGAUUCAAAGUGGCUGUAACUUAUCUCAGUAAUCAUCAGGAAAAGUUCCCGAUGCCAGUCUUCCAAGGGCUCAGUGAAUUAAUAAAAACCAGAUAGCCGCGCAGACGAGGCUGAGAGGCAACGAUAAAAGUUGUCGUAAUUAUUAAUAAUACGUAACCCUAGAUCACUCCUCUGAUAGAUAUGGAUGUUUGCAGCAGGUGCAAUUUAGUUUGGUUUCACCCAAAACAAAAAUGGUCUCCGUCGGAGUCAAUGGCUUUUCCUGUGCGGACCAAUCAGAAUCUCGAAUACAAGGCACGGGUCCCACACUUCCGCCCGGUCUUCCUGGUCUCUUCAACGGCUCCGCUGCGCCUCCGACUCGGACUGGCUUCUGCGGCCGGGACGGCGAGGGUCGGGGGCGGCGGGCGGCGGGCGGGAUGAACGCGGUGUGCGGCGGAGCGGCGCGGACGCUGCGGGUGCCGGGCCGUCACGGCUACGCCGCCGAGUUCUCCCCGUACCUGCCGGGCCGCCUGGCCUGCGCCGCCGCACAGCACUACGGCAUAGCGGGCUGUGGAACCCUACUAAUAUUGGAUCCAAAUGAAUCUGGGCUAAGGCUUUUUAGAAGCUUUGACUGGAGUGAUGGUUUGUUCGAUGUGACCUGGAGUGAGAACAAUGAACAUGUCCUCGUCACCUGCAGUGGCGAUGGCUCGCUACAGCUCUGGGACACAGCCAGAGCUGCGGGGCCACUGCAGGUCUAUAAGGAACACACUCAGGAGGUGUAUAGUGUUGAUUGGAGCCAAACCAGAGGUGAGCAGCUUGUGGUGUCUGGCUCAUGGGAUCGAACUGUCAAAUUGUGGGAUCCAACUGUUGGAAAGUCUCUGUGCACCUUUAGAGGCCAUGAAAAUGUCAUUUAUAGCACAAUCUGGUCUCCCCACAUCCCUGGUUGUUUUGCUUCAGCCUCAGGUGAUCAGACUCUGAGAAUAUGGGAUGUGAAAGCAGCAGGAGUCAGAAUCGUGAUUCCAGCACAUCAGGCAGAAAUCUUGAGUUGUGACUGGUGUAAAUACAAUGAGAAUUUGCUGGUGACAGGGGCAGUUGAUUGCAGUUUGAGAGGCUGGGACUUAAGGAAUGUACGGCAACCAGUGUUUGAACUUCUUGGUCAUACCUAUGCUGUUAGGAGGGUGAAAUUUUCCCCAUUUCAUGCUUCUGUGCUGGCCUCUUGCUCGUAUGAUUUUACUGUAAGAUUCUGGAACUUUUCAAAGCCUGACCCUCUACUUGAAACAGUAGAGCAUCAUACAGAGUUUACUUGUGGUUUAGACUUCAGUCUUCAGAGCCCCACUCAGGUGGCUGACUGUUCUUGGGAUGAAACGAUAAAGAUAUAUGACCCUGCUUGUCUUACUAUUCCUGCUUGAGAUACACGACUCUGGUUAGAAACAGAGGAUGUUGGCUGAAGAACCGCUUAACAGGGAAUAAAUUAACUAUGGAAAACAUAGGCAUUAUGCUUUUAUGUGUAGUUCAGAUUUCAAAUAUUUCAAAUUUACCCUGGAAUCAGUUUUGAGGGAGCUGAUAUGGACUUUGGCUCACUCAUUAAGCCUGAUACAUAAGCCAUAUUUCCUAAAAUUCUAAGGAAUAAUUAAUGUUAUGGUAUAUCUUGUAAUAUCUAUUAAAAUGUCUCUGCAUCAUAAAUGGAUUAAAAUAUGGGAGAUCAGUAGAUUAUACUUAUAUAGAUAGUGAUAUGUUUUAUUUUUAAUUUAUGUCAUUUUUGAUGUAAAAUAUAAUCACUGCUAUGGAUGAAAAUAAAAAUAAAGCAUAUCUGUUGAUCAUUUAUCCUUUUA